AAAAGGCCUCCUCCCAAAAAAACACAGCACUGAGGGUACUAGUUGUGUAUGCCAGCGAAAGCAGGGUCUUCCCCAACCCUAACCCCCCUUCCCCCACUUAGGGUUUCUCUCCUCUCCCUGGCCUUCUUUCUUACUAUUACAAAUUCCCCCAACCCAGGCAACUGACAAUGACCUAACAAUUUCACUUCUGUAAUCUGUUAUUUGGAUCCUAAUUUCUUAGCCUUCCCAUUUAUUUUUCCCUUUUCCUAGCAUUUCCCCGGUGAUAAUUACUAUUAAUGGAAGCGAGGGUCGGGGUGUCUGGCCCCGGCGGGGUUGUAGACGGCGGUGCAAGGAAGUUCUUGUCCCAGCAGCAGCAGCCGCCGCCGCCGCCGCCUUUGCAUCACCAGUCCCAGAUUGGCACAGUACCUCAGCUUCUCGCUGGUGGAAUAGCCGGAGCUUUCAGCAAGACGUGCACAGCCCCCCUUGCUCGCCUUACCAUUCUUUUUCAGGUCCAAGGUAUGCAUUCAGAUGUUGCAGUAUUGAGCAAGCCUUGUAUAUGGCGCGAGGCUCUGCGGAUUGUUAAUGAAGAGGGCUUUCGAGCUUUCUGGAAAGGGAACCUGGUUACAAUUGCACAUCGGCUUCCUUAUUCUUCGGUCAACUUCUACGCCUAUGAACGCUACAAGAGUUUAUUGAAAUCAAUUCCGGCAUUCAGUAGUCAUGGUGGAAAUGCAAGUACAGAUGUCUUUGUGCAUUUUAUAGGUGGUGGAUUAGCAGGCAUAACGGCUGCUUCUGCCACAUAUCCUUUGGACCUUGUCCGGACCCGACUUGCAGCGCAGAGGAGUGCAAUAUAUUAUCAUGGCAUCUGGCAUGCACUUAGUACCAUUUGCAGAGAUGAAGGCUUUUAUGGUCUGUAUAAAGGGCUAGGAGCAACACUGUUGGGUGUUGGACCCAGUAUAGCCAUAAGCUUUUCAGUCUAUGAGACAUUGAGAUCAUUUUGGCAUUCAGAAAGGCCUGAUGAUUCUACUGUCGUGGUAAGCCUUGCUUGUGGGAGUCUUUCAGGCAUUGCAUCAUCGACUGCAACUUUCCCUCUGGAUCUUGUGAGGCGGAGAAUGCAAUUGGAGGGGGUUGGUGGUCGUGCUCGCGUGUAUAAUACUGGUUUGUUGGGGACAUUUGGGCACAUAAUCCGCACUGAAGGCCUACGCGGCUUGUAUAGAGGAAUAAUGCCAGAGUACUACAAAGUGGUACCUAGCGUAGGGAUUGUUUUCAUGACAUAUGAAACACUGAAGAAUCUUCUAUCCAGUGGGCCUUUUAACUCAUAGUCGGUGUGGCGUCUCCUACCACUGUCUGUGUUGCAACUUACCAUUCGCUUGACAGGUAGAAAUCAAUCAGUCUCUCAAUUUUGUUUAGGAUACAUGUAAGGGUAAAUUUUCUUAUAUUACCUGGGGUUAGAAUCCAUGGUAAAUUUUGUAGUUGCUGCCAUGAAACAUUUUUUAUUCGAUGUAUAGGCUAUUAGAUAGUAGCAAUCUCUCAAAGGGGAAAUGUAUCACUCCUGUUGCAGAUGUAGGUCCUUUUUCGGGAACGUGUUUCUUAACUGAUGAUUUAAAUCAUCAUGAAGUGUUGUUGUUGCAAUUGAUUUAUAAGAAUAUAGCAUUAUGUUUCCAACA
Coffea eugenioides is the source of this 1643-nucleotide messenger RNA. RefSeq names its product mitochondrial substrate carrier family protein B-like. The record is from RefSeq and is a predicted model, not a curated record. Gene Ontology annotation, biological process: transmembrane transport. The coding region runs from base 276 to 1298 and encodes 340 amino acids. The transcript has 7 exons. NCBI's taxonomy places the organism in Eukaryota, Viridiplantae, Streptophyta, Magnoliopsida, Gentianales, Rubiaceae.